Molecule: messenger RNA, 7877 nt
Organism: Anopheles merus
Lineage: Eukaryota; Metazoa; Arthropoda; Insecta; Diptera; Culicidae
Gene: Sirt7
Exons: 6
Coding region: 298-6960 (2220 amino acids)
Molecular function (GO): NAD+ binding
Source: RefSeq, a predicted model, not a curated record
CCCUCGUCUGGCAAGCUGUCACUAUCGCGAGGCUUUUUGUAGGGAUAAAAGUAUCCUAAAUUUGGGGAGAUUUCUUGAAAAAUGUUCCGUAACAAGUAAAUACAACUGCUACAGCUACGGAAUAAUGAAAGUGAUUCCCGUUUAACACAACAAACCGUAAACGGCAUUCGAAUGGCACUGUGAAUAGAUUGCGACUUGGUGGAGAAGCUUGGCAAAUCCGUGGCCCAGGAACUAAUUGCAAUUAGAUGUUAAUUAAUGUAAUGCUUCACCUGGAACCAUCCGAAAUCUGUAUGCAAAAUGCGAAUGAAGGGUAUCACACUAUCGGCUAUACUGGAGCAAGGAGCGACACGGCGCCGUAAAUCACCUCCCAAAGAAGAAUGUCCGAAAAAGCAAAAACGUGACUCUUGGCGAAAGAUAGCGGCAGUAUUAAACAAGUGCGAAAGCAAACGUACCCAUGACGAGGUACGACUGUUGGAGAGUGAGCCGGAAGUGGUAAAACAAAUUCUCGAGCGCCGCAAACGCAAUGUAGAGUACAAGGAGCGCGUACUGGAAACGGAGGAUGAGCCGGAAAUUAUCGAAAAAAAGGCGCUGAAGCUAGCCCAAGCGAUUGCCAAAGCGAAUCAUCUGAUCGUAUAUACUGGGGCGGGAAUAAGUACGUCCGCUAAAAUACCAGACUAUCGUGGCAGCCAAGGAAUAUGGACGCUGCUCGAGCAGGGCAAAGACAUAGGAGAGUACGAUUUGUCUCUGGCCGACCCCACCUUCACCCAUAUGGCGCUCUUUGAAUUGCACCGACGGGGCAUUCUAAAGCACGUACUGUCACAAAACUGCGACGGUUUGCAUCUCCGUUCGGGGUUGCCUCGCUUUUCCCUCUCGGAGGUGCACGGAAAUAUGUACGUGGAGGUGUGCAAGCAGUGCAAACCGAACGCCGAAUACUGGAGACUUUUCGACACGACCCAGUUCACCGCACGGCACUACCACAAGACGAAUCGUAGAUGCCGACGCUGCGGUGGGCCCCUGAUCGACACGAUCGUGCAUUUUGGCGAGCGCGGCCAGCUAAAGUGGCCCCUGAACUGGGCCGGCGUUACACCCCACACAGAGAAGACUGAUUUAAUCCUGUGCAUUGGCUCGAGCCUAAAGGUGCUUCGGAAGUAUACGUGGUUGUGGGCCACAGAUCGGCCCAUCAAAAAGCGGCCUAAGAUCUUUAUAAUCAACCUCCAGUGGACGCCGAAGGACAAGGUAUCGACGCUGAAAAUUAACGGUAAAUGCGAUCAGGUGAUGAUGCUGGUUAUGAAGCACCUCAACAUAGAUGUGCCGGUGUACAACCGUCUGAAGGAUCCAAUAUUUGCUCACGCAACUUUGCUGCUGGCCGACGAACAGCACACUGCUUCACAGCCAAUGCUGAAGAAAAGCACUGCCACCACCAAAGAAGAAAACACGGAGGAAUCAGCGAGCAGCGAGCGAGAGAGCGAAACUAAACCAGAAACGAACCUUUCUGCUGGUACAUGCGCAUCUGCACAGCAAAUAUACCUAAACAACUUAAUCCUUGCUCAACAGCAGAAAAUUAGUACCAAUUACAAUAUACUGCUAAGCACGGCGGGUCGUUCAGAAUCGCGGGGAUCCCUCGGGCCCGGCCAUUUACCUCCCCUGGUACCCUGCUUGACGACAUCUAGCGGUGCAGAUCAAACGAAAAGCGAACCGAACAACAAUCCGACCACAAGCAGUGAAUCUAAAUCACCUCCAUCUUCUCCUCCUGCGAACGUGAUAAAAAUCGACACCGCAUCGAAUCUGUUCGGAAAUCUACGACACGUACUGACAACCAUGAGCUCUGUAGGAUGUUCUGGCCUCUUGGACAGUAAACCACGGCCAGUCGAUGAAGCUAAGAGUGCGGAAAAACUAGUACAAGUUCCCGUGCCACUAUUGCUACAGCCAGGUGUAACAUUAGUUCAGCAACAAGUAAAGGCAGAAAGCAAGAAUAUUCCUGAAAAGAGUGCUUCAAACUCAGGUGUUCUCAACAAGUUGCCAUUGUGUAAUAACAUACAACUUAUCGUGAAGCCGGUAGUUGUAACCAAUCCGCCGCCUGGUUUGGUGCCACUAAACCAACACCGUCCUGAAAAUGUAAACCCAUCAUCAAGUUUCGUGUCCUCUGGUACUGCAGUAAAUGAAGCAGAAUCAAAGGUAAAUAGUGUACCAAAAGUGGAACCUAUAGAAGAAACAUCAGUAGGAUGCAAAACUGUGCCAGAAAAGCAUUUGCAGGAGUGUGUCAUCGAACACGAUGAAAUAGGAAUAAAAAUGAAAACAGAAGGAAAUAAAAAUGAAAACAUAGCUGUGACGGCUCCGGAACCCAUUAAAAUCAAACUGGAAUGCACCCAGGAGAAUGGCAUGAGAGAAGAAAUUCCUGCAAUGGAAGAAGGUAUGGAUAAACCGACAUGCGUUAAAGAUGAAUGUCUUGUGGAUACAGCGAUUUCAACCACAUCAGUACCAAACGUGUGCGUAGAUGGACACGAGAAAGUAAAUUCUUUCGGAAGGCAUAUCCUUGGAACCAAACAAGAGGACAGCACUGAAAUAGAACCGAAGAUAGAAGUGAACAAAAGUUCAGAAAACACUCUUGACUCGAAACCGGAAAGGGGUGGAAAUUCACAGGAAACUGUAACUGCUUCAUGUACAGAAUCUGCAAUGGAACUAGCCGAUAAUAUUAACGAAUUAAAAUGCAGAAAGCAUGAAGAAAAUGUCGUCUCUUUCCCCGAUAUUAUCGAAUGCAUUACGAUUGAUUCAUCAUCUUCAGAGAGUAAUUCUGGGGAGAACCAAGAGAUAGACUUUGACGCAGAUAUCCCAUGCUUUGCCGUUGGCACUUCUACUGUAGGUUCGGAAUCAGGCACAACACUUGCAACGGUUAUGAAUGAACGGUCAGAUGAUAAAGAGCAUACCGAACAACUCGGUGAUAAAGAAACCAAGCAUGAGGAAGAAGAACGUGGGGAAGAUGACAAAAUGGUAAAAAAAGAACUGUUACCGACACCGCAUUCAGAUAAUACAAAAGAAGGUGAAAAGUCAAAGAAAGAGUCAUGUAUUGGAUCAGAUGUACAACCAGUAGGCACUUUAUCGAUGUCUGUGGAGAAUGAUAGCUUCGUUGGAAAUGAAAAUAUGGCUUCAAAUUCCGGAGCAAUUUCCGAUGCUAUCGUCGCAUGUGAGUUAGAUGAACUGAGACACAGUGCUACAACAAACCUGGAAAGUGAAAGUAAAUCAUCAUUUAGCAGGAGUUUCCCGGAAUAUGAACACGCAAAAGAAGCAAUUAGUAGGACAGAAGUUAGUCCUUCGCAUUCACCGAAAAAGAAUGAAGACCAGAUCGAUUGUCGGACUGACGGCAAUUCACUAAAGGAACAUCUAAGAAUAUUAAGCAAAGAGACUGGUGCCCCAAAUUACAGCCAAGAAUUGGAUGAACCAGUGUCUCGUUCUGGUAAGGAGUCCUCAAAACAAGCUGAGUUUCCAAACGAUCCAACACCAGAUACUUCUGAAGAUUCCAAAGCAAGCAACACAAAGGAUUCUUUGAGUGAAACAACAAACUCGCCAGAUGAGGAUGUCAUAAGCAGCCAAGAGCAUGAUGUGGCCCUGAAUGCAGAAAAUGUUAUUGAUUGUGAGUCGUAUGAGCCAUCCAAAAUUGUUGAAGAAGUGACCAAAACUGGCCCACACACAGAGACAGUAGUAGAAGAUUUAUCGGUUGGUGAAUUAUCUGCUAAAGGCAAUUCGAAUUGCAAAGCUGAGGAAAUGCCGUCACGCCAUGAACAAAAUCAUUGCACAACUGUCAACCAUUCAGAUCAGUUGGAAGUGUCGAAGUUGUGUGAUGUUUCGAACAUGAUCAACAACGAAGACGAUCGGACAAGCUCGACCGGGGAAGAAACAGUCACUGUUGCUGCUGAACAAGAAAUAGCGAUAACGAAGUCUUUUGGUAGGGAAGAGGCAAUGAUCGAUCUGGGCAGCGAAGAGUCUUGGCGCAGAUAUGAAACAUUCGAUGAUAUUGAAAUGAUUCCAGCAGAUUUAUGUGUAACACCAACAAAAGAACCUAAAAGUGUUAAUGCAACAGCCAACACAGACAGUAUCCGGGACGUUGAUCCUGAUUGGAAAGACGAGAAGGUUCAGCAUGAUUCAUCUGCGGAGGAAGUUGUAUGUCACAGACCAACUGACACUAAGACGGAUUCGGAAAUCGUCCAGUCAAAUGCUUUCUCCAAUGUUAUGUUGCGAUCAACUGAUGUAGAAUCAAAGACGGUUCUUGCUCCACAAUCAAUCGAUGCAGACGAGAAGGACCAUCACUCAAAGGACAUAUGUGGUGAACUGGCCAGUAUUGAAUCAAACGAUGUUGAGUCUUUAUCUCCCGAAAGUAAGUGCUUAGAAGAAGAUGCUUUGGAUAAUGUUGAUUGUCGUAAUGAAAGUGAACAGGAAUCACCGGUUGGUGAUGUACCGUUAAAGUAUGAACCUGGUAACUCUCCGGAAGUUACUGAAAUUUCUGCACGACUGGUCACGAGGAAUGCAUGUUCUCCUUUGAAAAGUGAGUUUUAUCCAGAGCAUAUCGAUCUGACUGCCAGUGAUCCAGAGCUAGAUCAAGCUGGAACAACACAAAACAAUGAUCAGAUUGAAACGAUCAGCGCAAUGGAUGAUACAGAAGAAGGCUCAGCUAACAAAAGAACUUCCGAAGAGGAACUUCCAUCAGAACAUCCUGAAAUUAGUACCGAUGUUUUACCCAUGGAUCAAGACGAAAGAUCUUCCAAUUUCAUCCCUCAGCCGUUGGAUGAACAUGCUCUGAACGAAAAAGACGAUCCCAACGAGCAGAUGAACGAUACGAAUAGAAAGGAGGAUUCGAUGUCAAUUGAGUCCGACAACUUUGCUGGACCUUCUACAAAAGAUUUUCCAAGUAACAGAAACGAUAUCCAGGAACACAUUGAACAAAGUACAGCUUGUGCAAAGGAUGUUGCAAUGUCAAGUAAAUGUGACACCUUAAUUCAACCUUCCACAGAAAGAAACAAUCCUGAAACCCUGCAGUGUAUAGCAACGAGUACAGAGUGUGCCCCACAGCAAUCGUCACAGCUCAAGCCCACACCGCAGCAAAAUAUGGUAAAAGUUGUGCUUAGCAAUAGUGCGCUGUUAGAACUGUACGAAGCAGCCCCAAGAUUCGCCGAAGUUUAUCCGCCAGCACUGAAGUUGAUAGCGCCGAUCAAAUAUCAACUGCCGACACAAGUGGCUGCCAAAACAGCCGAACCCGUUAUUGAUCUAACGGAAGAUGAAGUCCCCAAAAACGAUAAGACUGAUGUGGUUAACCAGGAGGAGCAGAAUUCUGCACAACCUCCAGUAACAGUGCAUACGCCGGCCUCUAAACCGAUGCAGAUGCCAUCCGCAUUGCUGCUCACUGCACCGAUGCACUGUAAUGCGCUCAAAGUCACCCCCGCACCAAACGGUGCUGGUCAUAUUGUUCCACCAACACCAACCGCUGGCGUGGGAAUGACUCCAUCGUUCAUACCUUUUCAAGCUGCCCUUACACCGAACGCGACCGGUGUGGCCGCGUACAUGCUAAAGAACAAUAGCUUCAUCAGCACGCAGGCAAGAUUCCCGAACCUGUUAGGUUUCCCUACCGGAAUGGGUACCAACUUAGUGCUGCUGACAAGCCCACUGAAAAGUCAAAUUGUACCCGAUAACGUGCCGACGUCUGCUUGCUCUUCAACGACUGCCACUCCAACCACACCCGCAAAAUCCUUCCGACUUGAGUCAGACGAACAGACGGACGACGAUGACGAGAGCCGAGUGAAGAAGCGGCGCUCUAAGCGUCUCGAGUCCGUGCGUUUGCAUAAGCAGCUCGCAACACCGGAAAAGACGGACUCCGAUACGGAUACUACGAUCGAUCAGUCACCACGGGAACGGCGAAGAAGCAAUCGCUCCAGCCGGUCCCUGGAUGGGGCAAACGAAAGUGACGAAAUGGGUGAAAGUAGUUGUGGUGGUGGUGGACGGUCACGUAGUUUCCGCAUUCGCCGGAAGCCGGAGUUUUUGAACAUUAAGCAUCCAGAGAAGAAGAAGAAACGGUCGAAUGACGAAUCGUCAGAGACGGCCACGUGCUCGAAGCCUGCGGCGAGCGAACAUGUAACAACGACAGCGGCGACAACUUCCACCACGGCUGGCCGGUUAUUUACGAUAGCUGCCCCAGUAGGCUAUUUCCAGGCUCCAUUCGCCACAACAAUUGGGACGAGCUCAAAUGCUGCAAUUAUUUCGCAACAGGAAAAGUACAAACGUAUCCUAACGUACUACAAGACCGCGAUCCAGCAACACCAACAACAGACCAGCACCGCGAACGCCGCCUUGCCACAAUGGUACGACGUGAACUACGCCUACUCUGGUCUGCACAGCAUUAUUCAUCCACCGCCGCCGGACGUGAACCUGUGGGGCUGUGGCUCGACUUUGAAGCUGGAACCACAGCAACCGCUGGAAAUCGAGUGUAAAUUUUGCUUCGAAAACUAUUCCCAACACAGCUGCCAAUUCUAUCCCCCGCAGCCGGCAGAGUUCACGGUCAAAUCAUACCGCCGCGGCAAGACGGUGGUCUGCGAAUGUUGUGAUUUUUCUGACGGUGAAAGCGAAAAAUAUCAGCCAGACAUGCCGGAAGCAGCAGCGUCCCUAGCAUCGACAUCGAAAGCCCCUGCCGGUGACGGUGGUGGGACCAUUUCCUCCUCUUCUACCGUUGAGCGAACCGAUUUGCAAGAACAAAAACGACGUCCGCUGGCAGACGAAAGAUCGAAGGAGGCGGACGCUAGAGUGACCAAGCGAGCGAAGUGUGAGUCGGAGUCGGCAGUGGGCGAUAGUGCGUCACCGUCCAGUGUCACUAAAAAUGGAACCAAUGGUGCUGUGCAUAGGCCCAAGGUCAAACCGGGCUGGUACGGGAAGGGCUACCGGAAGCACCUGCGGCGCAAGAAGCGCACAAGUCAAGGGUGAGAAGUUGAGCCAGGUAGUAAGUAAAUUUACGUUUAGUUUGUGUGUUUGUCCUUGCUCUUCGACAAGGGCAGGGAAAGUAGUUUGCUGUAAUUAUUUCCUCAAGGUUAGCGUGCUCUUCAGCUCUAUGGAACGAAAGAUAGAAAUAGGAAGGUGCCUUGAGUUAAGUGAUAAGGGCCAACUUAAACCUGGAUUGUACAGUUUUUCUUGCUUAAUCUUGGUGUAUGUUUAUUUUACACCACAGUGUAUGUGUGUGAAAUCUACAUUUGUAACAUUUUCCUUUGAAUGUUCCUUUUUUCAUAAGAAUUAUCGAUCGAUCGAUUUCUGUACAUACUUGCUUCGUAAGUGACGAUACUCAAGCUCAUCCUACUCCUUCAUCGAUUCCCUCGCGGAAAAAUUAUGACGUAAAGAGAAAUAGAUUUGUAGUCCAGCAGCACACAGGACAGCGGUUGAAACGUUUAAUUAAUUACAUAAACGUGCGACCUGUUUUGUUUGUUUGUUUUUUACCUCCAAGCGUUAAAAGCGAUCUCAACAUAUUGCCCUGUAAAAUAGUUUUCAAUCUUUCAUGCGUGUAUUUUAAAGCUGCUGCAUAAGCUAUAUUCCAUCUUCCACAUUUUGAAUUGAAACGUUCGGAUCCCAUCUUACACGUGUUGAAAAUUAGAAUGAAAAAAAAAACGACAGCAGUGGGAGCAAAGUUUUGAUCAGUUCUAUUUAUUUCUCUGCAUUUAUGCUCCGGCGAUGUUCAGUCGUCAGUGUUUUGAAGGAAUUCGGAAGUUUCAAUGUAGACAAGCUAGCAGUGGUGAGAACUAAGGUAAGAGUAAAAUCAGCCAAUUGGCCAUGCUGUGGUGGUGAUGUGCAAGUGGUACGAAUAAAAACCAACUCCAUUCAAAGUGCAACUUGAUUAAGUCAUACCAUAUUCC